AUGUCUGCAUUGUUAUUUUAUACUGUGUGUUAUAUUUUAAUAUCAGGAUGUAUUGUGUAUCCUCCUACAGAAUUUGUGUCAGCUGGGUUAACUAUAAAAGACAUAUUUUCAAAUUGGCUAGGAAGUGAAAAUGAGUUUUUUAUACAAUAUCACAUAAGAAGAAGUAUAAUUACAUUAUUUACACAUUCCAUACUUCCAUUCGGUUAUGCUGUUGGUUUAAUUCUAUUUGGACAUGUGGAAACUAUAAUAUUAUUGUUAGGCUGUCAUAAUUUAUGGUUAAUAUUUUUUACUUGUACAAUUCUUCUACCAUUGUAUACAUUGUAUAAAAUCUUAGUGUGGUCUAUGAAUAACUGGAUUAAACAUCCUAUUGUACAAAAUCUUACAAUUUAUUGUAACAGUAACAAUAAUGAUAAUAAUAUGACUUGGACUACAGUAGCAUCUGAUAUCAACAUUGAGUAUCGAAGUAUAGGUAAAAUUGUAAUGAGUACAAAUAAUAUAUUAUAUGUAAUAGUAACAGACAAUUGGAUAAUUAAAGUAACGCUAUAUAAAAUAUUAGUUGCACAUCAAAAUGAUACAGUUUUAGUAGUUACCAAAAGUGAUACUCAUGACAUGUCACCUGUGACAAGAGGAGAAAUUGAUUUUAUUAACAUUGAGGUAAAAUUGACAAGAACUGGAUCACAAUCUUUUGAUAUAAGAUUAAAUGCUUUGGAUUUCAAAAAUUUACAAGAUAAAGUUUUAUGUCCUAUUACUAUAUUACAAAAUGUCACAUUCCAUAAAACCUUACUUGAUAGAUUCAUUGAUAAUUUUAAAGAACAAAUUGAAGAAAAUCCACUUUAUGAAAGUACAGAUGAAUUAGGUCAAUGUAUUGGAUGUAUGCAUGCUUCAUCAAAUAUAAAAUUAUUUAAACAGUGCACUAGUGAUUUAGGAAAUGGUAAUUCUGAAGACUGUGUGAUGUGUUAUUGUCGCCCAAUGUGGUGCACAGAUUGUAUGGCAAAAUGGUUUGCAUCAAGGCAAGAUGAAAAUGCUCCAGAAACAUGGUUAUCUUCUAAAUGUACUUGUCCUGUAUGCAGAGCACGAUUUUGUAUUUUAGAUGUAUGUCUCAUACAACCUAUUUGAAUAUAACAGAUCUCUGAAAUGGGAAACUUGUAAGGCGCUUGGAACAAGUUUUUCCUUAGCAAAAAUGUUAUCCGAGCCGAGCCUAUGUUAACGAGAUAUUAAUGAAAAAUCCGACCAAUUAGAACGUGAGUCUGCCGGUCGAGUUCCCCCGAUAGCGCUGGCUCCUCAGCGCUGAGCUUGUACUACAAACAAGCAAGAUGGACAUGUAUCGAAGGAAAUCACGUAGAAUAGCAAAUGAAAAGGACGAAACAAAUAAAGUUGAACUUAUUGUCAUUUUUUGUUUGUCAUUUAAGGUGAAUAAUGAACAAAGGAUAAAUGAAGGAAAAUCAUAUGUACCGUACAAUGACGGAUACAGUGUUUUUUUUUUAAACAGCCCUGUCAUCCAAACUUGCAAUGUCAAAUUUAGUGCAACGCUUGAUGUCACACAUUUACGCAAGUUGCACGCAACUGCGUAGGAUAGUUGACAUUGAGGUAGAUCAUGGAUAUAGACAGCGGGCAACACGGUCACGUGGUACUCUGAGCCAUAUUGACGAUUGGUUAUGAUCGCGUAAGC
Messenger RNA from Dufourea novaeangliae, 1669 nucleotides. RefSeq names its product E3 ubiquitin-protein ligase TM129. Gene Ontology annotation, cellular component: endoplasmic reticulum; membrane. Gene Ontology annotation, molecular function: ubiquitin protein ligase activity. The transcript has 7 exons. Bases 1 to 1116 code for a protein of 371 amino acids. NCBI's taxonomy places the organism in Eukaryota, Metazoa, Arthropoda, Insecta, Hymenoptera, Halictidae. The record is from RefSeq and is a predicted model, not a curated record. Gene Ontology annotation, biological process: protein ubiquitination.